Centruroides sculpturatus (bark scorpion) is the source of this 1122-nucleotide messenger RNA. RefSeq lists its product as uncharacterized. The coding region runs from base 1 to 1122 and encodes 373 amino acids. The transcript has a single exon. The record is from RefSeq and is a predicted model, not a curated record. NCBI's taxonomy places the organism in Eukaryota, Metazoa, Arthropoda, Arachnida, Scorpiones, Buthidae.
AUGGAUUUCGAAAGUAUGUUUCCAUCAAUAAAUCUUACCUCGUGUUUUCAGGAAUUAGUGAACCUGUUAUGUGAGUUACAACCAAAAGCAUACGAACACAAGAAAGAUUUAGAGAUAAUGGUUGAUCUGAUAUGCUUUCAGUCGUUUUUCAUUUUCCAAGGUAAAGUUUAUAAGCAGUUAAGGGGAGUCCCGAUGGGCAGCCCGAUGUCUGGCCUACUCUGUGAGUUGGUGCUGAGAAAAUUAGAAAGCAUGACGCUUAUCAACUAUAAUGAGUACAUAAUCAUGUACAAAAGAUAUGUAGAUGAUGUUCUAAUUAUUUGGAAGAAUGACGCAAUGAUAAAACGAUUCUUAUGCCAAGUGAACUCUAACCAACAUGGCUUAAAACUUAACCUGGAGCAAAUUAGUAACAAGGAGCUGCACUUCCUGGACGUCAGCAUUGAAUUUAAGAAUGGAGCUUUAUGUACGAAGAUCUACAUUAAGCCCACGCAUGAUCCUAUGUAUAUUCCGGCAAAUUCUAAUGACCCAACGGUUUAUAAGCUGUCCGCAUUUAGAGCGCUAAUCAGAAGAGCGUUUCUCUAUUGCUCAAAUGUAAUAGACACCAUGAAUGAAUUGUGUAGGAUCAAAAAAGUUGCAAAGGAGUUAGGGUUUGGAGUAAGAUCUAUAGAACGUUUAAUAGAAGCGUACGUAAAACCUAAGAGCAGCUCUAAGAAGAAACCGGAAGCUGGGGGUAACUUCGCAAGGUUUACCUAUAAUAAAUGUCUCUUCCCGAUUAUGAAGCAAAUAGCGAGGCACAAAAACGCCAGUAUAAUAUAUAAAAGGGCCCCCACAGUGUAUAGGUUGAUUAGAAAUGACAAAGAAAGAAUUGAUGAUAACGAACAGGCAGGAGUUUAUGCAAUUCCCUACAAAAAUGACCAGUUGGGAAUCGAUAAGGACUAUGUUGGGGUCACUAAUAGAAACCUUAGGGUGAGAAUUAAGGAGCACCGAUACGAUGUCGCAAAAAACAAGUGUACAACAGCAUUAUCCAAAAUGGCGCAAGCGGAUGGUUCGAUUGUUAAAUGGGAGGAUGCCAAAAUUCUUACAAAAGUACGCUCGCCAACGUUGUCAUCCAUAANAUGUAUGUAA